GCUGGUGAGGAAAGUGCACAAAAUGUCAAUUUAGCUGAUAUUUUUCCCCAAUAAACACAUCAAUAACAAUGUCCAAAGGAUAUAACAUAUCGAAGGAGGACGAGGAAAGGUUUGCAAAACUGUUCAAUACGAUAGACAGAAACAAAGAUGGGAGAAUUGACAUCAGCGAUCUGAGCGCAUUGCUGAAGUCAAAAAAUGUUCCAAAUGCCUCAGAUCAAGCACAGCAUCAUCACAAGCAUCAUAUACAACACUGGGAAACGUAUCACCGGCGUCAUAUACGACAUUGGGAAACGCAAUUGAUGAAACAUGAUGAGGACAAAGAUGGGAAGAUGUCGUUUGACGAGUUCCUUAAAUAUGUUACAGAACACGAGAAAAAACUCAAACUGUACUUCAAGAAGCUGGACACAAAUCAGGAUGGUGUUAUUGAUGCCAGUGAAAUCAAAGAGUCUUUUAAGAAUAUGGGUGUCAGUGUAUCCAGUGCUGAGGCAGAAAAUCUCCUGAAAAGAAUGGACAGAGACGGAACUUUAGCGAUAGAUUACGGAGAAUGGAGAGACUUCCUGAUACUGUCGCCGAGCAACAACCUCCAUGAUAUUCUCCACUAUUGGAGACACUCAACAAUUAUAGAUAUUGGUGAAAAUGCAAUAGUACCAGAUGACUUCACAGAAACUGAGAUGCAGACGGGUAUGUGGUGGCGCCACCUGGUGUCGGGCGCAGCUGCUGGUGCAGUUUCACGUACAUGCACGGCUCCCUUGGACAGAUUGAAGAUAUUGUUUCAGGUUCACGGGUCAAAGAUUGAGAAGAAAAACAAACUGACGAUAAGUGAUGGAUUCAAGCACAUGUUGAAGGAGGGUGGAGUGAAGUCAUUGUGGCGUGGUAAUGGCAUUAAUGUGAUAAAAAUAGCUCCAGAGUCGGCGAUCAAGUUUAUGGCAUAUGAACAGUUCAAGAGAAUUUUUAAGUCGGAUAAUAAAGAGAUUGGACCUUUAGAAAGAUUUGCAGCUGGGUCUUCGGCUGGAGCAUUUUCUCAAACGUGUAUAUACCCAAUGGAGGUUUUGAAAACCCGAUUAGCAAUACGCAAAACAGGACAGUACAAGGGGAUGAUAGACUGUGCUAUGAAAUUGUUCAAGAAUGAGGGACCAGGUGUAUUUUUUAAGGGCUACAUACCAAAUAUUAUUGGUAUUAUACCCUAUGCUGGAAUAGAUCUGUGUAUAUAUGAGUCAUUAAAAGUGAUCUACAUGGGAAGGUACAAGGACCAGGAUCCAGGUGUAAUGGUCUUAUUAGGGUGUGGUACAACAAGUUCCACAUGCGGACAGCUGUGCAGUUAUCCACUCGCCCUCAUUAGAACUAAACUGCAAGCAGAAGCAAGUUCCAAAAGCACCAUGAGCUCAAUGUUCAAGAAGAUCUACACAGAAGAAGGUUUCAAGGGGUUUUAUCGCGGUCUUGCACCAAAUUUCCUCAAAGUAGCACCUGCCGUUAGCAUAAGUUAUGUGGUUUAUGAACAUGUUAGAAAGCAACUAGGUGUGAAAAUGUCAUAGGCGAUCACUGUAGCGGUCAUUUGUAACUAUAAUAAAGAAUUUAUAUCUGCUAAAUAAUUAUAUAUAUAUCGCAGCAGACGAAGCAUUGAAUUUGUCAGCAGGCUAUUUAUAGUAGAUUCGGGCUGACAGGAAGUUUUAUUUUUCUUCAGAGGCAUAAUGAAUGAAAGAGGAUUGAGAUCAUUACUGGUGCAGAAUCGGAAAUAUUUGUUUGUUUUCCUCUCUUUGGGAUGCUACCGGGUACUUUUAGCAACCUUGUUAAAGAUGAGCUUAUCAUGGUAUUUGUUAAUGCUUGGAAAAGUAACAAAAGAAAAGUCGGUGGAUAUCUAUUUCUCAUUAGAUGGGGUGUUAAACAGAGAGGUAGGGGGAACAAGCGUUGUUUUAUAUAUGGCUUGUAUGUUAUGUGGAUAAGAAAGUUUUGUUUAUGUUGUGGACCUGUUAUGACUAUUGGCUAAUUUUGUGAGUGUACGUACGUCUUGUUUGCUCGAUUCAGGUGUUCUUCGAAUGUUCUCUCAAAGAAACAGCUGAAGAUGCUGAGCUGGCAUACAAGAACACAUAAUCACCCUGAAGUUGCCAAUUGUCAUUAUUGUAGUACUGCUACCUUAAAUGUACACCAUAAAGAGAAAGAUGUUAGAUAGGCAUAGGAUAGUCUUUCAAGCUUUUGUUAGAUUACGUUUCUUGUUAACCAUAAAAAAUCCUUCGCACAUAGUGAAAUACUAAAUGGCUUACUACAUUAUAAAUGUACUUUAUUUUGAAUAGCAUAUUAUUUAGGUUUAACACGUGAAUCUAUACAGUUGAAAUUUCAAUGUCUGAAUUUUGUCUCAACAGGUGUUUAUAUUAAUAUAUAGUAACAUACCUGUACAAAUAUGAAGUUAUAUUUUAGUUUUAUAUUCGCUCUAUUAUUAACCAUAUUUCUGCUGUGAAAAUUCAUUUUACAUAUCUAGUAAAUGUUAGUGCACUUUAUAGAUAUUUAUUAGUUUAAAAUAAAUAAAAAAAAAUUGUGGCAAAAUUGGCAAAAUUUUUGUAGAAUUUCCAAAGAGCACAUUUUGAAUGAUUAAGGUAAAAUGAUUUAAAUUCAUGGGCAUAAAAUUUCGUGGUUUCAGCCAAAAAUAGAAAUUUUGUGGGGACAUAAAUUUGUAGAUUCUGAUUCUACAUUUUAUGGAUUAAAAUGAAUAGGAAUUAUAUACUUUUUGGAAAUUUAAUUUUGCGGAAAGAUUCAGCCACAAAGUCCACAAAAAUAAUUACCCUCCAGUAAUAAUGAUUUUACAGUGUACUGUUGAUUGAUUUUGAAGUUUUGUGAUUUACCAAGAAUUCCAGGACUGUAAAACUCCAUAAAUGAUAGAUAAUGUAUUUAGAAACUAGUAUAAUUAUGUUAUCCAAUUUGAAUGUGAUGGAUUUUAAAUGUGAUAUUUUUUAAAGGUCCAUUACUAAGAGAAAGUGAGUUGGCAAUUUUUUUCAUAGCCAGUGCAUAGACUUCUGCAAGACACUAAAUAAUGAAGAUUGGCAGGUCAAAAUUUACAGAAGGUCUUUGGAACUCAAAGAAAUGUAUGUGUAUUAUGUUGAAAUUUCAAUGAAUCGACAGAAUGACCCCCCAGGUCUUUUUAACUUUCUUCAUACUUCAUAGAAAAAUAAUUGUACAUAUACUGCGAUUUAUUUCGAAUUUCUACAUACCAACUUUCAUUUUCCAAUAAAAUGAAAUAGUUUCUGUGCUUUUUAAAAGAAAUUAAAAUGUUCACUUUCCUUAGUAUUGGACCUUUAAUUGUUGGGUAAACUGUUGCAUUAUAUAGAGGAAAUACUACACAUUUGGUAUUUUUUGUUGAAUUUUCACUCUUAACAGUUUGAUAGACAAGAAUCAGACAUUUUUACCCAGUUGUUCACAAGACAAAUAUUAGAAAAAGUUGUAUUUUAAUGAAUAGUUUUCAGUCUUGGGGUUACAUAGGGUUUCUUUGGAAUGAAUAAGUUACAACUUCUAAAACUUGGAAAUUGGGGUUUGCGAACUUCCCUUGGAUAAUUUUUUGAUUUUCAGAUACUACUCAUAUGCGCAACAUUUCUUCACAAGCGGAAUUUGUAACGUCAGAUAGUUUGGCAAAUUAGGCAUUAUUAUAAUCUGGCAGCAAAAUCUUGUUUUUUUUUUCUUUUUGUAGGUCAGAUUUAUUUCAGAAUUUGACUUAUUAGAAAUAUAAGAAAUCAAAAUUAAUAUUAGCUGUUAAAACUGUUUCUGCUGUUGUUGUUGCAGCCUUUUCUGUUGUUGUUAAGGAAAGAAAUUCUUUGCCAUUUUCGAAUCAUUGUCUCAUUUGCCAGAAGCAAAAGUAAAGGGCAAAGGAAUCUUUAAUCGAUUUGUCACCAAGAUAGCAUUUGCAUCCAAGAAGCCAGGAGGACAUGCACAAUCUUGGACAUGAUUUUUUUAUGUAAAUGUUGAUUUUUAGUUUCUUUCGUCUUUAAGUACCCCUGUGACAUGAAUGGAAAUUGAAUAGAAUGGUACCACUGUGAUUUGAUACAUAUGUCAGAUAUCUCAAUUUUUAUUUUAUUUAUGAGAUUAAACAAAUUUCCUUAUGAAUGUCUGAUAUGGCUGUUAAAGCAGGUGUCUUAUUUUUUGUUUGAUGCCAACUUCUUUGAAUAGAGAGAAAAAAUCUAGGCCAGUGAAAUAUUAUAGUAUCACUUAAUUUAUAAAUAUUCACACUGGACUUUUAUCUUUCAAAGGGAAUGAUAUAUCUAAAGCUACCAUAUUUCUAGACAAUUUCAUAUGCAUUUUAAAGGUUUACUGGUCAGGUGUGAACUGUUCUUUAAAUGUUUGUAAUAGGUAGAUUUUGUUAAAACAUAAUAUGUUAGAUGUGAAAAAUAGACAAAAAGUGUACACAUAUAUAAAUAAAAACAUGACAUUACAUAAUAUUCCUUCCCAUAGCUUCUUUUUAUGUCAAAGGGGCCUCACUUUACUGCUUUUGUUGUUAUCUAAUGUUGCUCACUGUUGAAAUUUAUUUUUUCUACUUCUUAUUUUUUGUAUGCUCAGUCAGCCUCUUUAAGGUGAUUAUGCAUGUUCAUAUAAACAUAGGUUAGUGCUAAACUCUUUAAUACUUCAUAAAGCCUAGUUUAAAACCUGUGUCUCCUCUAAAUUACCUUAAAACUUGCUAUUGCUAUAGAACAAACAGUAAUUUACCUUGUCUUCCUUAUUCACUUGAAGUUCCCUUAAAGGUUUGAAAAAUGACUUUUAAAAUUUUAGAUAGUGGACAGAUCUUGUUAUCUACCUUAAAGGCCGUCUAUCCUGAAAUGUUUGUUUAUGCAAGGCACUGAAAUUGUCUAUUUAUAGGAUUUAUACUUUUCUUGCGGAGUCAUUGUUCAUUGGAUUAUGUAGUAUUUUAAUUUUGCACCUGUUCUCAUACGUUCUUAUUCAAACCAAGAAUUGCUAUUGUCACAAGGCAGCUUUGUCCUUUUCACAAGAACUGUAAUUGUCAUGAUACUGAAAGGUAAUAGUAAUGACUCGAAAUGUAAUAGUAAUGCUUUGAGAAAAGAACAUAUAUAUAGUAGUAAUGUUAUAAGAAGUGUAGUUGUCUUGAAAUGAAAACUGUAAUGAAUAUGGAAAUGUUUUAGUUUCGAUAUGGUGGAAAAUGUAAUAGAAUGUAAGAGUAGGAAAAUUGUGAUUAUAAUGAUAUGAAAAAUGUAAUAGUGGUAAAUGGUAUAGUUAUGAUAUGAAAAAUUUACUUAUAAUUGUGCUGUGGGGUACCUCCUUAUAAGAUCUACGCAAUCUAUAUACAUGUAACACACAUUUUUGUGCAUGACUGCAGCUGUCUUUUACCAGAAAUAACCUAGGAUAAGAGAUCAACACCAGCUAUAUGUAAAAAAAAAUUGUUCAUGUUUGUGUUAAUGUUGACCUACUCAUUGCAUUUUUAUCAUGUACUGUUUGAUCCAACUUUUCUGCAACAAGGAUUUUCCUGGAUUUCUCUUUGAAUAUAAGACAACACCAUUGAUAUACGUUAUUCUAAUGGGGUAAUUUUAUUUUAGCAUUUUAUACACCAUAGUUUUUUACUUUAUUUGUAAAUGGAUUGUUUUAAGACUUUGAGAAUAUCUUAGUUAGCAUUAAAGCAGCAUGUUCGUGCAAAAAAGUAAAGUUUCUAAGUUAAUUUUGUGAUUUUGUCUAAUUAUUACCACAGGAAAAAUACAGUUGAUAUUAUAAAUUUUUAAUGAUAUUCUACAAAUCUUAAUAAAUCCUACUGCCAGCCUUAGAGAGCUUUAGAAAUGAUAUGUAGUUUAUAUCUGGAUCUUAACCUUUAGCCUGCUGGCAGCAAAUGAUUUUGCCUUUGCGACCAGUGCAGACCAAGAUCAGCCUGCACAUCCGUCACAUGCUGUCUGAUCAUGGUCUGCACUGUUAGCUAUUCAGACAGGAAAUUUUCAGUGAUGAUAAGUGGUACUACCCAGGUUGAAUGAUGAAAUAGUCCCAUUUUAGAAAUAUAGGAGGAUAAGGGUUAAAAAAAAAUAAGGAUGAAAUUUAAAUAAAACCUUGUUACAGAUUAGGUGGAUCAAACAGCAGAAGUAUAGUAAUGGUGCUUCUUAGUUCUGAAAAGAAGUAAGUACAAGGUGAAAAAUGUAUGAUGUAUUUAUGUUAUUUGCACAUAUGGAGAAUUUGUUUGAAAUAUCUUACGGGUCGGGCUUAUUUGUGUAUCACUGUCAUAGUGAACAGUUACUUGACUGAUACUUUCUACACCAAUGUACUAAGAGAGAGUUUCUCUGUAUGUCUUUGAUAUGAAGAUUUAUACCGUAGAUACCCAUGUAUAAUGCGCACCCGUGUAUAAUGCGCACCCCCGAUUCGGGGGUGGUCCCGGGGGUAAAAAACUGUGCAUUAUACAUGUGUAUCUACGAUACUUGAUGAUUUAACAAAUGCAAGCUUUAAGAGUGCUUCUGUACGACUAAUAAAACUGUAGAGUUCUCGAUAUUGACACCACGGGCAUUAAUCCUUGUUUUCCAGUCUUGCUGUACAAUUGAAAAUUGUUGGCUCUAUAUGGUGUUUGGAGACCAGUCACAAAUCAGUUAAAAAAUUUGAGUUUUGAAACCAGUCUCAGACAGGUUAAAAGAAGUUAAAUUUGGAGGCCAGUCGCAAACAGGUAAAAAAAAAAGUGAAGUUUGGAGACCAGUCUCAGACAGGUUAAAAAAAGUUUAGUUUGGAGACCAGCAGGUUAAAAAGGUGGAGUUUGGAGACCAGUCUUAAACAGGUUAUAAAACUUGAGUUUGGAGACCAGUCUCAAACAGGUUAAAAAAGUUGGGUUUGGAGACCACUCUCAAACAGGUUAAAAAACUUUAGUUGGAGACCAGUCUCAGACAGGUGAAAAAAAGUUUAGUUUGGAGACCAGUCUCAAACAGGUUAAAAAACUUGAGUUUGGAGACCUUUCUCAAACAGGUUUAAAAAAAAUUGAGUUUGGAGACCUUUCUCAAACAAGUUAAUAAAAACUUGAGUUUGGAGACCUUUCUCAAACAGGUUAAAAAAACUUUAGUUUGCAGACCUUUCUCAAACAGGUUAAAACAACUUGACUUUGGAGACCAGUUUCAAACAGGUUAAAAAAACUUGAGUUUGGAGACCAGUUUCAAACAGGUUAAAAAAACUUGAGUUUGGAGACCUUUCACAAACAGGUUAAAAAAACUUUAGUUUGGAGACCAGUUUCAAACAGGUGAAAAAAAACACUUUAGUUUAGAGACUCAAACAGGUUAAAAAGGUGGAGUUUGGAGACAAGCCUCAAACAGGUUAAAAAAGUUGAUGUUAGAGACCAGUCUUAAACAGGUUAUAAUAAAACUUGAAUUUGGAGACCAGCCUUAAAUUCCAGCAUCUGAUUGGCUGUUUUGGAGCUGAAUUGACCAAUGGCAGAGUUGUAUUCGGAAACUAGUUUUCUAAUUCAGUUUUAUAACCUUAGGACCUGGUUGUUAGGACUGUAAUCAAUCAUGAUCUACAAUAAUAAGAUUUGUGACUCCAGUCUAAUAUUGAAAACAUUAUUAAUAUGUAAAAUUUAUGUUUUAAAUGUAGUUACAUCUUAUGUCAACUGUCACUCUGCUUUUAAAUUUUGUAUGAGAAUUUUAGUGAAAUCAGCUGCAGCUAAGUGUUAAUGGUGUAUUUUCAAGAGUUGUAUGUCCAAAAUACUCUAUUACUUAAAUAAGGAAAGUGCAAUGUGUCUGAUAUUCCUUUUGCUUAAUUGCUUAUUAAUAUUUGCUUGAAACAAAUCUUCAUAGUUUUAACUAGCCUUAACACUCAAUCAGCAGCCAGAGAUAGUUAAACAUCCAAUCAGCAACCACAGAUUGUUAAACAUCCAAUCAGAAACCAGAUCUAAUUAUAGCUUCACUAGUCUAAACAUAGAAUCAACAACCAGAGAUUUUUAAAUGUCCAAUCAGCAACCAGAUCUUAUUAUAGCUUAACUAGUCUAAACAUUCAAUCAGCAACCAGAAAUGUUCAAAUUUUGUCUCACUUAUUGUUUUUUAUGCCAGGUCUACACAAUACCUCUUAAGUGAAUCCAUUAAGUAGAUUAUUUAGUUGGCAAUAGGUUAUAGACCACUUGUUGACUUUCUAAUGAAUUAAAUUGUUGCUUUUAGUUUACUAUACUCUCUUACUGCAAAACUUAAUGUAUUUAGGUCCAGAAAUGAUCUAUAGUCUAUUCUAAUAACUUCUGACAGGGGAAAAUGGCAUUUUCUUUGAAAGAUUUUAGAGGCCCUUUACAGUGCUACUCACAAGUAAAAUUUCUUUUGGUGUUAAUAACCUUUAAGUACUUAAAUGCAAUAUUUUGACUUCAACAUGUUCAACAAAAUGACAGCCAAGAAAAAUGUAAGUCUUGAAAUUAAGGGUAUUAAGGAAAUUAAGGUAUUUUUAGUUGUAAAUUUUAUUUAGACAGAAUCUUUUUGGUGUUCAAAGAUUGUGCUCUCAGGAUUCAUGCCGGGUUCCAUUUUGAGUGAAAUCGGUCGGAAUUGUAUGACCAUACAUUAUGGUUUGAAAGAAUGUAGAAAAAAAGAAACCAGUCUGCUUCAAAGAUUUUAACCUUCUUUUGGGGAAGCAGUCCAUUUCUGCAUUCAGAUUUUGAUUUCUUAUGAAAAAGAAAACCAGUCUAGUUCAAGGUUGAAUAAUUCAGCCUCCAUAGAAUUUAAAAAGAAACCAGUCCACUUCAAAACAUGGUAGUUUUAACCUUUUUUUAAAGGAAUCAGUCUUAUUUCUGCAGUCAAAUCAUAAUUUUGUCUGAGAAAGAAAACCAAGCUGGUUCUAGGUACAAGAAUUUACUCGCCUUAAGCAUCUUGACUUUAGUCUCCUUUUUUGGGAAAUCAGUCCAUACUUUGCUUCAGGACUGGUUGAAGGAAAAUUAUGUUGCUUCACCAGUAUCAGCAUUAUUUUCAAAGCAUCAUAAUUUUCCUUCUAUGUAAAAGAAACAUUCCAAAAACAUUGUACUCAAUCAAUCAUGUAACACUUUUAGCAUAAAUUUAGUAUACUAUAAAGUCUUCCUUUUCAUAAAUUUUAGACAUUUGUUGUAAGGCCCUAGUUAUAUUAUAAUGGGAAAAAACCUGUUUCAAAAUACUCCUACUACGAAAGGAUAUGUGGAUAAUUUACCAGGGUUUUUAUGUUGCAUCAUUCCAUAAAAAUAAAUCUCAAUUAACCAAGAAAUAUCUUUGCAAAAUUCCAAACCCACAAAAUCAUGUUACCUCAUAUCAGCCGUUUUAGCCAUAACCUCAAAAUUGUUCACCAGUGAUGUUAAAUAAUUUUACACUCAGCUUUUGCAAUGCCUAGACCUGCACACAUGCCUUAAUGGAGUAAAUUUAGUGAAAGAACAAGCUUUGUCAUUACUUCCCUUCAAAGCGGAAUGAUUGUUCUACCAUUGUAAUAAUAUUGUUCAGUUUUUUUCACAUGAACAAAUUUUGAAGGUUUUUGAUAUUUUUAAAGAAGCAAUACGAACGGCACCAUGAGAAAACCAACCUAGUGCAUUUGCAUCCAGCAUGGAUCCAUGCUGGUCGCAAAUGCACUAGGUUGGUUUUCUCAUGGUGCGGCUCAAAUUUAAUACAUUAGCUGUGUUUCUGAAAUGGAUCUAUGAUGAUUUUGUGACAAUUCAUGUGUUUUGUGUAGAUUAUGUAGUACUGCUCUGUUACUAUAGUAUAAUGAAUAAAUUUUUUACUUCUU
This is a messenger RNA of Mercenaria mercenaria, 9657 nucleotides long. RefSeq names its product calcium-binding mitochondrial carrier protein SCaMC-2-like. The coding region runs from base 69 to 1532 and encodes 487 amino acids. The record is from RefSeq and is a predicted model, not a curated record. Gene Ontology annotation, biological process: transmembrane transport. Gene Ontology annotation, molecular function: calcium ion binding; ATP transmembrane transporter activity. Gene Ontology annotation, cellular component: mitochondrial inner membrane. Lineage: Eukaryota; Metazoa; Mollusca; Bivalvia; Venerida; Veneridae. The transcript has 12 exons.